Messenger RNA from Pseudonaja textilis, 1797 nucleotides. Its product is annotated as protein FAM200C-like. NCBI's taxonomy places the organism in Eukaryota, Metazoa, Chordata, Lepidosauria, Squamata, Elapidae. The record is from RefSeq and is a predicted model, not a curated record.
AUGACAUCAAUUAGAAAAAGAAUAUACCAGGAAGAAUUCCUUGAUUAUGGGUUUACCCAAAUUGACGACAAAGGAAUAAUGAAACCACAGUGUGUUGUUUGUUUGAAAGUACUGACUGCAGAAACUUUGAAAAAGAGUCAAUUGAAGAAACACUUGGAUAAUUUGCACCCACAUCUGGCUUCAAAACCACGGGAAUAUUUUGUCAAUUUGGAAAUGUCUGUCAAAAGACAAAGAUUGGACAGCAGCUUUAGAGGUACAUUCAGUCAAUGUUCAGCAUCCAAGGCUAGCUUUGAAGUGGCCUGGUUGAUUGCCCGAAACAAAAAACCUUAUACUAUUGGUGAGGAUUUGGUUAAACCAGCAGCUUUGAAAAUGGCAGAGAUUAUGUGUGGUCAGAAUGAAGCCAAGAAACUAAAUUGUGUGCCCUUGUCUGCAAGAGUUGUUAAAGAAAGAGUUUCUAUUUUAGCAAAAAAUGUGAGGCAACAAGUUAUUUCCUCAGUAAAAGAGAGUAAAUACUUUGCUAUUCAGCUAGAUGAGACUAUGGAUGUUAGUAGUAAUUCUCAGCUGAUGGUAUAUGUCCGCUACAAAGGUUUACAUUUAAUUGAAGAGGAAUUGUUGUUUUGUUCUCCUCUUGACUUGCGAUCUCGUGGAAUUGAUAUCUUCAAUAAAGUUAAUGAAUACUUUAAUGACGUCAAUUUAAAGUGGGAAGACUGCCUUGCUGUGUCUGUUGAUGGAGCUCCAGCUAUGUUGGGUCAUGUUAAUGGUUUUGUGGCUUUUGUGAGAGAGAGAAACCCAAAAGUUGAAGUAAACCACUGUAUUAUCCAUCGCCAGGCUCUGCUUGUGAAACAUUUGGAACCUAUAUUAGAGGCCGUCAUGCAUGAUGUUAUGAAGAUUGUCAAUGUUGUCAAAGGACAUGCACUAAACACGCGAUUAUUUCGUGAAUUAUGUAAAGCUGGUGAUGCUGAAUAUACAGACCUACUUUAUCAUACUGAAGUGAGGUGGCUCUCACGUGGAAAUGUUCUGAACCGAGUGUGGGCUCUCAAAACUGAACUUGAAAGUUUUAUGGUUGAGCAAAAGCAUGUUCUUGCAGAGAAGUUUACAAACCCCUUGUGGGUUGCACAUCUUGCAUAUUUAGCAAAUAUGUUUGAGCAUGUUAAUGUAUUGAACAAAGAAUUGCAAGGAAAAAACAUAAAUAUAAUUUCAGCCAGAGAAAAGAUUUCUGCAUUUGGAUCAAAGCUUUCAUAUUGGAGGCAAAAAGUUGAACAGAAAAAGAUAGCUACCUUUUCAACGUUAGCUUUGUUCUUGGAAGAUUGUGAAAAUAUUACUUUUGAAGACAUCAAGGAUACAGUUAUAAGGCAUCUUACUAAACUCAAAGAGCGGUUCUCUGAUUACUUUCCAGAUCUUGAUUCACAUGCUGUCAGUUGGAUUGUAGACCCCUUUAAAUGUGAAAUUUGUGCUGUACCAGAAGAGCCUCAAGGGUUGGCAGAGUCACUUCUUGAGCUUCGAUGCAGUAAUGAAGCACAGAUUGCAUUUGAAAACAAAGCAGAUCUUUCACAUUUUUGGAUGUCAACACCUGCAAAGGCCUUCAAAAUUGCACAUGAGGAAGCAUUCAAAAAGUUGCUGCCUUUUGCAACAACCUACCUUUGCGAACAAGGAUUUUCCACUCUUACGAACAUAAAAACAAAGACAAGAAAUCGAUUGGACCCGGAAGACUGUAUCCAUAUUGCUCUGACAUCAAAAUGUCCCAAUAUUGAUGAUCUCAUAUCCAAGAUGAAGCAACAUCAUUUCUCCAAAACCUGA